AUGCGAAACAAAAGUGUAAGUAUAGCAGUUAUUCCAUCAGGCUGCCCUCAAUAUAUUCAGUUAUUGGAUGUACACGUAUUUUCUGCUUUCAAAAAUAAUUAUUACGAUUGUGCUGAAGAAUUCUUAGAAAUCAAUGGUCCUCGUUCAAAAUUAAAACUAUCAGCUUCUCAAAAACGUAUUUUAUGUACAAGACUUACUGCUGCAGCAGGGACACGUACUGUAAAAUCAAUUGAUUUUCCAAAAGCAUUUCGUUCAUUAGGUUAUACCUGGUCUGAUAAGUCAAUCAUUCAACCAAGUCACAUACCAUGGUACAAAUUCGAUCCAAAUUCGAUGACAUUAAAUGAAUCAGAGAUUGUCGUGCAGGAUGGUGAUUCAGAACAGCAUGAACAAACUCCAUAUUUUUAA
Messenger RNA from Rotaria sp. Silwood2, 405 nucleotides. The record is from the annotation of a GenBank genome assembly. NCBI's taxonomy places the organism in Eukaryota, Metazoa, Rotifera, Eurotatoria, Philodinida, Philodinidae.